UCAAACGUGCGCGUCAAGUUGCUCGGCCUGGCUCAAGCCCAAGUUAGCCAGCUCUCGCUUCAUCGCCAACACGUUCGGCCCAGCGUCCCAUUGCCUAGCGCGGUCGCUCCACGGCACUGGAGCAGGGCGGCGCCCCAGCAGCAGCGGCGGCGCGCGCCGCGCUCGCCGGCCCGGGCCUUCUCCCCGCGUCGCCCGCCUCUGGUCGGCAGCGCCUCGCCCGCAGCCUCCUCUGCUCGGUUCCUCCCAGCCGGCGCCGAAUUCCCUGUUCUAGGUGGCAGAAUCUCUUCGCUACAGCUUUAGGGAUGUCGUCCUCUUCCACAGUAGAGGGCAAGGAUGGCGAGUUCACUGAGGUCGUGGUGGUGCGGCAUGGCGAGACUUCCUGGAACGCCUCGCGCAUCAUACAGGGGCACUUGGAUGCAGAGCUGAAUGAGAUUGGGAGGCAGCAAGCUGUUGCGGUUGCUCAUCGGCUGUCUAAAGAAGCCAAACCAGCUGCCAUAUACUCGUCAGAUUUGAAGCGGGCCGCAGAGACUGCAAGAACAAUAGCAAAAUUCUGCAAUUUACCAAAUGUUGUGUUUGAUCCUGCACUUAGAGAAAGACACAUAGGAGAUGUGCAGGGCCUGACGCUUCAAGAUGCUGUCAAAGAAAAGCCAGAAGCUUACAAAGCUUUUAUGUCUCACAAGAGAAACCAGCAAAUUCCUGGUGGUGGGGAGAGUCUUGAUCAACUAUCCGAGCGAUGUGUCUCCUGCCUGUAUAAAAUAGUCGAGAAACAUAGAGGGGAGCGUGUUAUCCUGGUCUCUCAUGGCGGAACCAUCAGAGAGCUCUACAGGCACGCCAGUCCCGUGCCGCUCCGCGGUAAAAUACACAACACGUCGGUUACUGUCGUGCUCGUUUCUGGUGACACUGGCCGCUGCAUUGUCAAGAUGUGUGGGGAUGUUAGCCACCUUGAGGCCACCGGUGUUCUGGAGAAUGCCUUUGGCGGCGACAAGUCUUCAGCCUAAGAGCACCCUCCCUGCAGCAGUUCUUACGUGUAGAGGAUACAGAUACAGUACAAAUUUUCUCGUCAUGUUUUUGCUGUGACACACAUACGAAUGCGAUAUAUGGAGCGGAUGCUACUUGAAUACGGAUACGAAUCAGAUGUUACUCAGUUCGGAGCAUAUAUGGAUCUUAAAAUUUAGUGUA
Molecule: messenger RNA, 1179 nt
Organism: Aegilops tauschii subsp. strangulata
Lineage: Eukaryota; Viridiplantae; Streptophyta; Magnoliopsida; Poales; Poaceae
Product: phosphoglycerate mutase-like protein 4
Cellular component (GO): cytosol; cytoplasm
Molecular function (GO): phosphatase activity
Source: RefSeq, a predicted model, not a curated record